Lytechinus pictus (painted urchin) is the source of this 4013-nucleotide messenger RNA. RefSeq lists its product as uncharacterized. The transcript is spliced from 4 exons. The record is from RefSeq and is a predicted model, not a curated record. The coding region runs from base 534 to 1988 and encodes 484 amino acids. Gene Ontology annotation, biological process: transmembrane transport. Gene Ontology annotation, molecular function: monocarboxylic acid transmembrane transporter activity. Gene Ontology annotation, cellular component: membrane. Lineage: Eukaryota; Metazoa; Echinodermata; Echinoidea; Temnopleuroida; Toxopneustidae.
CAAUAGACCAUGAUCUUUAUUAAGGGACAAUCGUUUGCAUGUCAUGGCGAUGCUGACAAAUGAGUGGAACAGACCCUGUAAGUUCUCAGCUUAAACCACAAUUCUAUGGAUUCAUUGUAUAGGGUAAUCUUGUUCUUGCGGAAUUACCAUUGGUUUGUAUCGUAUAUCGAAGUUCUGAGGCACAAUCAAUUUUUACUCUAGCUUGGAGUUCGGAUCUCUGCUAUGUUUGUUCUUCUCCUCAUGCAUGUCAUGCUCGUUGAGUAGAAUUUUUUUUUCAUAAUUUUUUUUUCAUUCUUCUAAUGAGCAUAUCCCCGAAUACGUCUGCUAUUCUAUCAUAAUUGAUUCUUCAAACAGGAAUCCGGAUCUUCCCGAACUUUCUUCAUGAGAUUCAUCUUUUUAUGCUUCAACUUGCCAUUUUAGGGAAUAUUUCAAUAUCGUUUUAACAGUUGAAACUUCCACACUUUUUGCUGUUGUUAAACACGCGUUUUGUUGUGCCCAUCACCGCCCAGUGUAAUAACUGUACAGAUGAUUUGAUGAUGGAUAGAUGCAUCAGUAUUUUGCGCUCCCGUUGUUCCCCGAUAUUCCUGAUACUCCUCAUGGAAUCGUGUUUCAAGAUCGGUCUUGUCAAGGCUAUGGGAAUCCUGUUUGCGGACCUCUCCAAGUCAAUCGAGAUGACGUCAGCUGAUCUUGGCAUUGCAUUUGGUCUUUUCUAUACGCUUGGGCUUUUGAUAACUCCAUUUGUGGCUUCUGUCAUCACCCGAACCUCGCAUCCCCGGAUUCUUCUAAUAUUUGGCGCCACUAUGGGGAGUAGUCCUAUCAUCAUUGCAUCUCAAGCGACAAGCAGUUGGCAUUUGUUUCUCGCUUUUGCGAUAUCAGGGGCUGGCUACUGCGUUUUGCGCAUGACCUGCCUGACUGCACUUGAUAGACUUGCUGGGGAGCACUUCAACCUCUUGUUUAGCCUUUCGACUUGCGGAUACUCGGCGGGUAUGAUUCUAUUCCCUUUCCUGGCUGAGGAAUUGUUGAUGACCUACGGCUGGCGAGACGUUUUUCUCAUCUUGGGAGGAUUCAUGUUAAAUGGAAUUCCAUGCGCUCUGGCCAUUCAGAUAACUCAGGAAACAUUCAAGAUAAGAGAUAAAGAGGAGUUGCAAAGACGAGACCAAGUCGAUUAUGAUACUUCUUUGGCCGGAAGUAAUGGUUGCUAUCCUGAUGAAGCAACGGAGAAGGGUUUUGUUGAUGCCGUCACUGACACUGAUCUGUUAUUGACUCCUUCAGCAGGCCAUGAUACUGUGGACGUCGGUGUGGACCAGACCUUGCCAAAUGAUGAAGCAUCUCCUACAAGAUACUUGGAUUAUAUAGCCAGUUUCCCAGGAAAGGUUACAUCCUGGUUUCGACACAUGGGAUUUUACGACGACCCAUUUUCCCUCUUCAUUUUUCUUUCAAUUGCUAUGUUGUUUUUCGUGUAUAAUGGAUGGCAUGAUUUUCUAGUACCACACGCUCUCCAAAGAGGAAUCUCUGAACGAAAUACGAUCAUCUUAACCUUCGUCGCCGCUGUUGGGAACUUCUCUGUACGGCUCAUCAUCGCUUCCCUAACUCACAACUCUGUUGACCCAAUCAGCAUUUUCCUCGUUUUAUCCAUCAUGGACAUGGUGUCGUUGGCGUGUGAUGUAUGCUUACCUUAUUAUUAUGUCAUGUUGGUGACGUCACCUUGUUCAGCUGCCGCCAUUGCUGGAAGAGCUAUUAUGGGAAUCAUCAUCAUAAGGAAUCGCGUCUCCUCUGAAAAACUUCCUAUGGCUUUAGGUGUGAACAACGUCGUAGAAGCUUUUGGAUUUUUCCUUGGUGGAUACCUAUCAGGGUUGGUGGCAGACAAAUUUUCAACGUACAAUGCAUCAUUCAUACUACUCGCCUCUAUUGAUGCAUUGGCCUUCAUUUUCAUGAUGUUUCCUAAAGUGCUAAAGAAACCUGAAGUCAGUUCAGACGUGAAGAAUUGAGGAAAGGAUUGACCAGAGGAGAGAUUCGUUUGAAAUUUGAUUUACUUUAUAAUAAUUAUACAGGUUUUUAGUAAUGUAAUACAAACAUACUUAGUAUAGCAAGAGGAGAAGAAGCAGUAGUGUAAAGGUAGUUGUUGAAAUUGUUAGUGUUUUUGUUGUUUUUGUAAUACUAAUAGAAGUAGUAGUAGUAACGGUGGGAUAGUAUAGUUGAAGAAGAAAAUGUAGUACCAGGAAUGGUAGGAUAGCAGCAACAGCAGCAGUAUAAGUAAUAGUAGUAGUAGUAGUAGUAGUAGUAGUAGUAGUAGUAGUAGUAGUAGUAUAUAGAAGAAGAAGACGAAGUAGUAGUAGUAGUAGUACUAAUAGUAGUAAUUGAAAUUAGGGCGUAAACUAAUUUUCCGUUCGUUUUUUGACAAAAAUUUCCUGAUGAACCCAAUAUUGCGGAGUUGAUACCUUUGUUAGUGAUUUCAUUUGACAUUGACAUUCCACAAUCUAGUCCCAGGUAACAAUACAGCGUUGGACCAACGUUGGAUCAACGUUGGGAAAUUUUUUCCCAACGUUGCCUCAACGUUGGCAGGCCAACGUUGCAUCAUCGAUAGAAGUGCACGCGCAUACAUCGUCAGACCAACAACAUUUCCAACGUUAGUUCAACGUUGUCCAGCAACAAUGUUUCAACGUUGUCUGGCAACGUUGAUCCAAUGUUGGCUAAAUAGUCAAAUACAACAUUGCUACAACGUUGGUAAGCAACGUUGCAUCAUCGAUAGAAGUGCACGUCCAUACAUCGUCAGACCAACAACAUUUCCAACGUCAGUUCAACGUUGUCCACCAUCAAUGCUCCAACGUUGGUAUAAUGUCGGCUGAGUCAUCAAUAACAGCGUUGCUGUAACGUUGAUGGGCAACGUUGAAGCAGCGAUGGACGUGCACUUGCAUACAUCGUCAGUCCAACUAUGUUUACAACGUUGGUUCAACGCUGUCCAGCAACAAUGCUCCAACGUUGUCUGGCAACAUUGCUCCAACAUUGUUACAACGUUGUCACAACGUUGCUCCAACAUUGCUCCAACGUUAUUCCAACGUAUGGCAGUAAUUAACAAAACAUUAAUUGGUUUCAAGGUGAAGUCCACCAUUACAACUCUACACUCAAAUCUUUAUCAUCAUAUGUCUUAUCCUAUCCUAAAAUCCUACAUCCUAAUCCUAUAUCCUAUUCCUAUCAUCCUACACCUAUCCACUGUAUCCUGUCAUUGACUCCUAUAUAUAGAGCAACUUUGCUAUACUUGGCAGAAUACAGUUAAUAUCAUUUUCCACACUUAACCUUGAAUAUUUCACUUAGAAUAAUAUGUUUUGAUGAUAUAUGAUAUGGUAAUGGAGCCACAUACUUUUCUGAAACUUUUCAUGGUGGAAAUAUUGAAUAAACAUAAAUACUCUAAUUAUUAUAGCAAUAUUACCUAAAAUUUUGGUCAUUUACUGAUGUAAUGAAUAUUCAUGAGUGCAUAAUCAUUGUCCAGAUGAGGCAGGUAUGGCAGCGUUGGUCCAAUGUUGGUCCAACGUUGGGUGACGUUGAUCCAACGUUGGUAUAAUGUUGGUCCAAUGUUGAUGGAAAGUUGAUUCAACUUUAGUCCAAUGUUAGUCCAACGUUGGCGUAAACGUUGAUUCAAUGUUUGUCUAAUAUCGGUUAAAUGUUGUUGUAACGUUGAUUCUUUGUUGGUCUAAUUCUAAACAAAUCCAACGAUGCGCCAUCUCCAUCAAACAGUUUUCAACACUGUGCCAUCAUCAUCUGUAAUCUGUUCAUGAUUCUAUCAAAAAACAUUACAACUAUUAUUACAGCUAUUCAUUUCUUUUCAUUCUUUCUGUUACAAUUAAGUCUCUUCACAUAAUUAAGAGAAAUCAAGAUAAUUACGUGUGAUAUUUAUUGAGGCCUUUGUAGCAUUCAAACUUUUUUGACAUCCUCUUUUUCUCAAACAAGACUAAUACCAAAAAAACAUAUGCAUAUGUAAUAAAAAAUAAGAUGUAUUACAUUUUCUUGCGAGUUGC